AUGAACGAACCUGUCAUCAGAUCUAGUUUUCACAGAUCGUAUUCAUCCGCAAGUGAUGUUGAUUCUGUGAUGCUUCAAUCACAAGUGACAACCUUGCAAUGGCAGCUUCGCCAAGCGGAAGCUUCACGUCAAAUGUACAGGGCUGUCAUGGAGCAAGUACUUUCCUUUUUACAAAAAACCCAUAAAAAUUUAGACGUUUUACAAAAUCAAAUGGAGUACAAAAACAGCGUCGACAACGUCUCAAGAGUUCCGAGAUCUAGAAGCGUUCACGCCGUCGACACGUCUCCAUCAAGAUUUUUAUCGUCACCGAGAUUGGAAACAAAUUUAUUAACAUUUCAAAAAGCAAAAAGUUUCGUACAAAUCGCGGAUCCGGAUUGUCCGAAACACGGAAGCAUGUUUAAAGAAAUGUCUUGGCGAAAACCGCGAAAACAACAGCAUCAUCAUCAUCACCAGUUGGAAGAUUUCGAAGAAGUUAACGUGAGCAAAUUAUCAGAAGAAGCAUUUCGUUUACUUCGAACCGUUAAAUCACUUUUAAGCACGAGAGAACCGGAUUUAACAUCGAGAUUAAACAACGGAGGAGGAACAUCGAUGACGACAGCAACAGGAGGAGGAGGAGGAGGAACGACGACGACAACUUGUUCACCGUCACCUUCGAACAUUGCCGACGUAUCUUCAGCAAGCAGCACGAUAUCGGCAACGUUAGAAAGCGACACGAGCGAAAAUUAUCGAAUGAGAGACGCGAAUAAUCCAAUGUUAGAAAUAUCAUCAUCAUCAUCAUCGACGCCGCCGCCGCCACCACUUCCGCCACCGCCACCACUUCCGCCACCGCAGCCGCAGCAGCAGCAGCAGCAAUCUUCGACGAGAUGCAACGGGAGAAGAAGAAGAUCAUCGAGAGAUGAUAUUACGAAAGGUUCAUCGCCGCCACAGAUGAGCAUAAUAAGUUCUUCGGCUGAUGACGAAAGCGGAUUUUCAUCUCUCAAUUCGUUUCAAGAAAUCGGAAUCCCAAUAGCGAAUUCGACAUAUUACAACACUAAUCAAAACGUUAAAAACAAAAUGGACGAUAGUAGUAGUAAUAAUAAUAAUAAUAAUAAAUACAAUCGAGAAAUGAUCGGUUUGCCACAAAUCGAUAAUUACGGUUGUAAAGUUCACAGGAGAUGGAGUUCGACACCCGUUGACAAUCACAAUUUGUCUAAAUUAAGGCCGGCAUCUUUUUGUACGACUAAUGGCGAAUCAAUCGGCGUUCUUUGGGUUUAA
Messenger RNA from Pediculus humanus corporis (human body louse), 1254 nucleotides. RefSeq lists its product as uncharacterized. The record is from RefSeq and is a predicted model, not a curated record. NCBI's taxonomy places the organism in Eukaryota, Metazoa, Arthropoda, Insecta, Psocodea, Pediculidae. The transcript has 3 exons. Bases 1 to 1254 code for a protein of 417 amino acids.